Thamnophis elegans (Western terrestrial garter snake) is the source of this 2933-nucleotide messenger RNA. It is a transcript of the gene MALT1, whose product is annotated as MALT1 paracaspase. Gene Ontology annotation, biological process: proteolysis. NCBI's taxonomy places the organism in Eukaryota, Metazoa, Chordata, Lepidosauria, Squamata, Natricidae. Gene Ontology annotation, molecular function: cysteine-type endopeptidase activity. The record is from RefSeq and is a predicted model, not a curated record. The transcript has 17 exons. The coding region runs from base 55 to 2490 and encodes 811 amino acids.
CUGCCUGCCAGAGCCGUCCGGGGGUUUGCCGGGCUUCGCUUCGCUCUUGUCGGGAUGGCUUCGGCGUCGCCGCUGCCGGCUGUCCCGCUGCUGAUCCACCGUCUGGGAGAGCGCCUGCUAAGGAAUCUCAGCCACCUGUUGGAUCGCGCCCCUCCGGGCAAAGGCUGGCGGGAUUUGGCGCAGCUGUCUGGGAGCCGCGGCGGAGUCCGGCUGAGUCCUCUUGAGUUGGAGGAAUGUUCUCUGGACGUCUUGGCUCCUGAAGGAAGUCCCAGCUGGAGUCUCCUUCAGCUAAUGGGUGAAAGAGGCUGUACCGUUGCAGAGUUGACAGAAUUGCUGCAGUCUUUGCAACACACCGAGGCACUUCAGUUGCUCAAUCCAAGUCUAAAGAUCAUGGUAGAACCAGAAUCCCAAGUUGUUUUAUCUGGCCAGAUGGUGAAACUAAGCUGCUGGGCAACAGGAUAUCCUGUCCUAUAUUAUCAGUGGUUUAAAGAGAAAAAAAUGGUUCCAUAUGGGAAUUCCCCAGAACUGAUAUUCAGUCAAGUAACUGUAGAAGAUGCGGGAUAUUACAUAUGUCGAGUGAGCAGUGAUUCUUCCUACGAAUUCAGCCAAUGGGCAAAACUGGAUGUCUGUGAUAGCCAAAGAGAUUCUGAAGGAAGCUACCUCAAAUUGCCUGAAAAGAACAUACAGAUCUAUCUGCAUCCGCAAUCUCAGAACGUGAUGGUUGGACAAACGUUAAUUCUUCAGUGUGAAGCCACAGGAAAUCCCACGCCACAGUACCAGUGGUACAAAGAAGAAUACCCACUUCCCAAUGGAGACAAAACGGCUUAUGUGGUAUCCUCCGUAGACGUUGAACAUCAAGGAACGUAUUGGUGUCGAGUAUACAAUAUUCAAGAAAAUGAAGACAGCAGAAAAGUGAAAGUAACUAUAGGUGGAAAAUCUGUUGCAGUAGAAUGCACGGAAGAUGAAUUAAAUGAUCUUGCAAGACCUGAUCUUGAACAGCCAACUGAAAGACAAUUUGCAGUAGAUAAAGUGGCCCUACUGAUGGGGAACAUGAGCUACUAUAACCAUCCCAAGCUCAAGGCUCCGUUAGUUGAUGUUUACGAGCUGACCAACUUGCUGAGGCAGAUGGACUUUAAAGUGGUCUCUUUGCUGGAUCUGACCGAACCUGAGAUGCGGAAUGCGGUGGAUGAAUUCUUAUUGCUCCUGGACAAAGGUGUUUAUGGUCUAUUAUAUUAUGCUGGGCAUGGCUAUGAAAAUUAUGGUAAUAGUUUUAUGGUUCCUAUUGAUGCCCCAAAUCCCUAUCGAGCUGCAAACUGUUUAUGUGUACAAAACAUCCUCAAACUGAUGCAAGAAAAGGAUACUGGCCUCAAUGUAUUUUUACUGGAUAUGUGCAGAAAAAGGAAUGAAUAUGACAAUACUGUUCUCGUCUUGGAUGCCCUGAAGGUUACAGCUAACAUUGUUUUUGGAUAUGCCACGUGCCAAGGAGCAGAAGCUUUUGAAAUUCAGCAGUCUGGACUGACCAAUGGGAUUUUCAUGAAGUUUUUGAAGGAACGCUUAUUAGAGGACAAGAAAAUUACUGUGCUGCUGGAUGGUGUGGCAGAAGAUAUGGGAAAGUGUCAUCUUACCAAAGGCAAGCAAGCUUUGGAGAUUCGCAGCAGCUUAUCUGAAAAGAGAGCGUUAACUGAUCCUAUUCAGCAAACUGUAACCUCAGCAGAAGCCUUGGCACGGAAUCUACAGUGGGCGAAAGCGCAUGAACUUUCUGAAAGUAUGUGCCUUCAGUUUCAAUGCGGGGUUCGGAUCCAGCUGGGUUUUGCUGCAGAAUUCUCCAACGUCAUGAUCAUCUACACAAGAAUCGUAACAAAGCCUCCCGAAAUAACCGUUUGCAACGCUUAUGUCACCGAUUUUCCUCUUGAAUUGGAUGUGGAUCCUAAAGAGGCAAAUAAAGGAACUCCUGAGGAAACUGGCAGCUAUUUGCUUUCAAAAGAUUUGCCCAAACACUGCCUCUACACUAGAAUAAGUUCACUACAGAAGCUAAAGGAAGAUUUAACAUUCACCGUUUGCCUGCAUUAUGAAUACAUGGGACUCGAGGACCCGGUAGAUGAAAGAAAAGUGGUUAACAUCGGCAAGCCGCUGGUUGCCAGAUUGCGCAUUCACCAAGGAUUUGGAAAGUGCAGCUGCUUCCAGAGCUGUUGUUUGCCUAAUGGUGCUACCUCCGCCCAGUCACUGGCCACAGAAGCAUCUGGAUUCUGCCCAUCUCCCCUUAAUCAGCCGCAUUCUUACACAGGCUUUGUCCAAUCGAGUCCUUCUCUUAUAGAAGGCCUGAGGCAGCCACCAAGAUGCCACUGCAGGAUGGUGCCAGACAGAUUAAUGGCGUGGCAAUCAAACUGGUCCCAUUCAUACAAUUCAGACCUGAGCAAUAUUCCUGUGGAGACCACAGAUGAACUGGAAUCUGACUUCUCGGGAAGUUUAAAACUAUCUCAUGAGCCUUAGCCAACUUCUUUUUGUAGGUUGGAACAGCAUUUUCAAUGGUCUUGCCCUGGGAUGAAAUUCUGAGGUCCAGGGACAUCUUGAUCUGGAGCCAUGCAUUGGGCUGAGGGAAAAAAAGAGUUAAAAAUGUUUUUCAGACAACCAGAAAUAAAAGUUGCAACGUUCCCAGAUAUUAUCCCUCGUGAGGGGAAAGAUGAAAAAGAAUUUGGUAAAUGCAGACUAGGUUUCUGUGGUAAAUGACUCCCUAAUAACCCAGCACGUUGAUUGUCAGAAUAAGCACAAGCUGGGGAGUCUUUAAAAUACAGAAAUUUUAACAUGCUGAUUGACAGACGUACAGGAGGUAUGAUACCAGACUUCCACUUCACCAGGCAAAGAGGAGAGGGAGUAUAUAGCACUUAUAUACCACUUUACAAUGCUUUGCAGCCCUCUGUAAGCGGUUUUACAGA